AAGCACUCAUCGCACUCUGCGCACUCCACUUCUCUACGAUGUCGACAUCUUCACCCACCUGCGAAUCGCCUGGCGCUGUUGCACGCCACCUGAGACGUCGUCAACAAGCUCCGUACCCGCUGACGCCGCCGUUCACGGCACGCAUGACUCCCCAUGACGAAAACUGCAAUCCGUCAACACUUUCCGUUGACACGCAGCUGAAGGAGGUCAAGGAUGAGCUGGCGAACCUAAGGCAGGACAUUGGUGGAAUGCGGUCAGACAUGGCAGCAAUGCACGAGGCCGUGCGGGCCGCCUCCCAUGUGUCCCCACUGUCACGCAAAUCAAUUGUGACUCGCCGUUUGGGCCGCGCCCCUUCCUUCUCUGCCGACGAGGUUGAGACCAGCAAUGUGGAGGAACGCCGUCAGCAGCAGGCAAUUGAUUUCAUUGCCUCGCGUCGACGUGAUCACAAGGAGUCGAGGAGGAUUCGGGCAGAGAUUCGGCAUAGUCCUGCAAGUUGGCGACGUGUUCCCAAAACGAAGGUCAUGCCCGUUGACACAACUUCACAUUGGGUUUUCGGAGCACCGUGGAAACACGGUGAUUCUUCACGACACUGGGAACGAUCCAAUGUUCCGCAAUUUCGAUGCUAAUCUCUGACGCUUUAUCUCGGACGAGUUCCCGGAUGUGUACAUGAGCGCGGAGGUGCAAAUAGAGGUCGAAAUGUACCACUGUCUCUACAUUUCCUUCCAGUUUCGGGAGGACUGGACCGACUGCGAAGACAUCCUGCGCUGCCAUCCCAACUGGUACAAUCAGGGCCCGCGAUACAACUCAAUUCUCAUCCACUCGGAUGGUCCCGGUCUACUGCCUGCUCGAUUAUGCGGACUGUUUCGAUGCCGAUUGCCGUCAGGCCUUACUGUGGAUCUGGCGCUGGUGAAGACAAUGAAGCCCCACCAUUGGAAGCCUCGAACGACGUGGGAUGGCUGUCUCGUCUUCGACGAGGCAAAGGAGAUCUCUUUUCUCCGCCUUGAAUUUGCGAUCCGAGGCGCCCUGAUGUAUCGUAGCCCCGCUAAGACACCAGCACGUACCAGUGUCCACUAUCUUGUUGAUACAGUUGACGCAGACAUGUUCUUGCGCGCGCUGAACUCAGUAGAGCUUGUCUGUUAUUGAAUACUACACUUUUGAAAACACUGCCUUAUCGUUCCC
Messenger RNA from Mycena citricolor, 1179 nucleotides. The record is from the annotation of a GenBank genome assembly. NCBI's taxonomy places the organism in Eukaryota, Fungi, Basidiomycota, Agaricomycetes, Agaricales, Mycenaceae.